CUACAAUAACAUAUGUGCUGACUAUUCAAGGCAAAAUAAUGGCAAGUUCUAAUUUCAAGCUGGAUGGCACUAUCCCUACUGUCACAUGGGCUGAUCCAAAGAGUGCAACUCAUCACUCUGCUGCAUCUCAGGCAUCUGUAACUCCUGUUUGUUGUUGAUCCAUUCUUAGUUACACUUUGCUGGGAAGCUCUUCUGAAGUUUCUCGAUUGAUCAUCUUAAAAUGGAUAGACCAUAGUUGUCUGAAUUCCUGGUAGUUCGAAGCGCAUUUGCUGAAAGGUGAGGCUAUUGAGACUCAGAAUCUGGUCAUGAGCCCUGGAAUUUGGAUAAAAACAAAAAGGAACCACAAAGAUGAAGUUUAUGAAACUUGGGACAAGGCCAGACACAUUUUACACGGAAGAAGCAACAAGUUACAGAUAGUGAACAAAGAUGGAGACCCUUUUUUUGCAUAUACUGAUGAAAGUUGUGAUUGACAUCUUAGUUUGGACAAACAUUUGCAGAACUGUGACUUAAGAUACACCGACGGACCUAAUUUUACGAAUCAACAACAUCAAUUAUCUUCUCCAUAAGUUUGCUCUGCUACCAAAAUGCGGUCUCUUACAACAGCUUUGCCCAACGGAUGAUGGUGAAAUCACCAUAGAUCACCACGACAUUCCUGGAGGUGAAGAGGCUUUUGAGUUGUGUGCUAAAUAUUGCUACGGAAUUACCAUCAACUUCAGCGCGUAUAACUUUCUACCUGUAUUUUGCGCUGCCAAGUUCCUCCGGAUGACCGAAGCGGUGGAAAAAGGAAAUUUUGUGCUGAAGCUCGAGGCUUUCUUCCAUCUGUGCACCCUCGAGGGCUGGAAGGACUCCAUCAUCACGCUUCAGACUACAAUCAAAUUACCUGAAUGGUCUGAAUCUCUUGGAAUUGCUAAGAGGUGCAUGGACUCAAUUGUGGAGAAAAUUCUCACUCCUUCACCAAAGGUCACAUGGUCUUAUACUUAUACGAGACCAGGAUAUGACAAGAAACAUCGCCAAUCCGUACCUCGUGACUGGUGGACAGAAGAUAUUUCUGAUCUAGACAUAGACCUGUUCCGAUAUAUUAUCGUUGCAGUACGAUCGACCAAUAUGUUUCCUUCACAGCUUAUUGGUGAAGCUUUGCAUGUCUAUGCCUCUCGCUGGCUACCAGACACGAUGAGGACUAGGACUAUCGGAAGUGCUGCAUCACAACCAGAAGAAAUCACAGUGAAGAAACGGCGAAUCCUAGAGGUUAUUGUGAGCAUGAUCCCAGCGGAGCGGGGUUCUCUUUCAAUUAAUUUCCUGCUAAGGCUUCUGAGUCUUGCAAACUAUCUAGGAUCAUCUCCAUUAACUAAAACUGAACUCAUCCGGAGGUCCAGUCAACAGUUGGAAGAGGCGGCGGUGAGCGAUCUGCUGUUUCCUUCUUAUUCCACAUCAGACCAACACUUAUACGAUGUGGAAUUGGUACGGUCAGUGUUGGAAAGUUUUUGGGUACUGUGGAGAAGACAAGCUCCUGGACCUUCAGAGAAGGGAGAGUCUAUGAGAUCAGUUAGGAAGGUCGGGAAGCUCAUUGAUUCUUAUCUUCAAGUGAUAUCCAAGGAUGUCAACAUGCCUGUGUCGAAAGUAGUAUCUCUUGCCGAAUGCUUGCCAGAUAUUGCCAGGCCACUGCAUGAUGACUUCUACAAAGCUAUUAACAUCUACCUGAAGCAAGAGCAUCCUGAUUUGUCCAAAGCCGACAAGAAGUUCCCCUGUCGAAUUUUAGAUUGCCAGAAGCUGUCUCUGGAGGUACGGGCGCAUGCCGUGAAGAACGAGCGCCUGCCCUUGCGGACCGUGGUUCAAGCCCUCUUCUUCAACCAAGAGAAAACCGCGAGGGGAGCAACAACACCUCAUAAUAGCUUGGCUUCAUAUGACGCCACAACUUGGGGAAAGGAGACACUCGCUGCAAGAGAAGAUCAAGGCAAGGAAAAGCUAAGCCCGGAAGUUCGAUUUCCGAGAGCAGAUGGCCCGACAAUAUUCGUAGCCGAAAUCAGCACAACAGAUCAUCCUAGGAGAAUGCAACCGGACAUGAAUCUACCGCGAGAAUUGGAGAGGAAGUUGGUGAUGAGGGAGACAGAGGAAGGAGUAGAGUCAUCAGAGAAGGCAAAGGAUGUUGCCGAAGAGGAAAGAUCGCAAAGAAGCAUGUCGGACCCCCAUAAGAUCAGGAAAAGAACUGGCAGAUCGGAUCGUGGCCAUAAUAAAGGGCGAGAGAGAUAGCGAAUUGGCUGAUGGUCGUAUAU
Syzygium oleosum is the source of this 2270-nucleotide messenger RNA. Its product is annotated as BTB/POZ domain-containing protein At5g47800-like. The coding region runs from base 763 to 2247 and encodes 494 amino acids. NCBI's taxonomy places the organism in Eukaryota, Viridiplantae, Streptophyta, Magnoliopsida, Myrtales, Myrtaceae. The transcript has 5 exons. The record is from RefSeq and is a predicted model, not a curated record.